This is a messenger RNA of Alnus glutinosa, 3565 nucleotides long. RefSeq names its product probable receptor-like protein kinase At5g24010. Gene Ontology annotation, molecular function: ATP binding; transmembrane receptor protein tyrosine kinase activity. The record is from RefSeq and is a predicted model, not a curated record. Gene Ontology annotation, biological process: protein autophosphorylation. Lineage: Eukaryota; Viridiplantae; Streptophyta; Magnoliopsida; Fagales; Betulaceae. The coding region runs from base 173 to 2659 and encodes 828 amino acids. The transcript has 3 exons. Gene Ontology annotation, cellular component: plasmodesma; plasma membrane.
UUUAAUUUAUUAAUUAGUAAGUAAUACCCAAUUUUUCCCGAAAAGGAAAACGCUCUAUAAACUUGCAAGAACAAGGCCGGUCUCUCUCACUUCUAACUCCCAAGUCCACACUGUCACUUCCAUGAGCUCCAAAUCUUGAACCUCUUCAGCAGCCCCAAAGAGACUCCUUGACAUGGUGACCGAAAACAUCUUCCUCUCCAUAAUUCUCGUCUCCCUCGUCUCCUUCUCAAGCUCUUUUACUCCCUCAGACAACUACCUCCUCAACUGUGGCUCACCCACCAACAUUUCCUUCGACAACCGACUCUUUCUCGCUGAUUCAGCGAAACCCGGUUCGGCUUUUCUCUCAGCAGGCCACUCCAUUUCGCUCAAGAACCAAAACCCACCUUCAGAUUUACCCGCUUUGUACCAUACAGCCAGAGUUUUCACCAGCUGUUCAGGCUACAAAUUCAACAUCAAGAAAAAUGGGACUCACUUGGUACGUUUCCAUUUCUCGCCCUUUGUAGCUCAAGGUUUUCAUUUAAAUUCAGCAAAUUUUACUGUUUCGGUUAAUGGGGUUUUCAUUCUGAGAAACUUACAAUUGAAUAGUAAUAAUACUGUCCUUAGAGAGUAUAUAUUAAAAAUAGAUAGAAAUGUGGUUGAAAUUGUGUUCACUCCUGUUAAUUAUUCGGGUUUCGGAUUCGUUAAUGCAAUCGAAGUUUUUACGGCACCUGGGGACCUUAUAACGGAUGUGGGGGUUAAGUUAAUUGGUGCUGCUGGAAUUCAAGAGUACAAGAAUCUUUCUUCACAGGUCUUAGAGACUAUUAACAGGAUUAAUGUUGGAGGUUCAAAAUUGACUCCUUUUAAUGAUACCCUUUGGAGGACUUGGAUCCCUGAUGAUGAUUAUCUUGUUCUGAAAUCCUCCGCGAGGCGUGCAAACGCUCCUCACCCACCAAACUAUCAGACUGGAGGUGCAAGUAGAGAUAUUGCGCCUGAUAAUGUGUAUAUGACUGCCCAAGAAAUGAACAAGGAAAACUUGACUUAUGCAAAGUUUAAUAUCACUUGGAAUUUUCCAGUGGGUUCAGCCAGUGCUCGAUACUUGGUUAGAUUGCAUUUCUGUGAUAUUGUUAGUCAGGCGCUUAACAUGCUGUUCUUUAAUGUAUAUAUCAAUGGGUACCUUGCUUAUGGGGAUCUCGAUUUAUCAACGCUUACAUUCCAUGAGAUUGCAUCUCCAGUCUAUGUUGAUUUUGUUGUGGAUUCAGUUGAUCACGGGGUUGUGCAAGUCAGUGUUGGCCCUUCUGUUCUGAGCAGUACUCUGACAAUGAAUGCUAUUCUGAAUGGGGCAGAGAUUAUGAAGAUAGAAAAUCUUGAGAGCGUGGAAACUAGCUCUAAGAAGAAGAAUAUUUGGGUUGUAGUGGGUUCAAUUGUUGGCAGCUUUGUUGGUUUAUGUUUGUUGCUGCUUGCACUGCUGCUUGCUAUGAAAUGCAGGAAGAAGAAACCAAAACUAAGACCUACAGAAAGUGCGGGGUGGACACCUUUGCGUGCAUAUGGAGGCAGUUCACACAGUAGAAUGUCUGAAGGGACAGCCUAUGCAUCUCCUGGCCCAAAUGGAUAUUUUGCCAUGAGAAUCCCUUUUGUUGAUUUACAAUUGGCAACAAACAAUUUUGACCAGAAUCUGAUCACAGGUUCUGGUGGAUUCGGCAUGGUUUACAAGGGGGUUCUUAGAGACAAUACAAAGGUUGCUGUGAAGAGAGGUGUGCCCGGAUCCAGGCAGGGCCUUCCAGAAUUCCAGACUGAAAUAACAGUUCUGUCCAAAAUUCGCCACCGCCAUCUUGUUUCUCUUGUUGGAUAUUGUGAAGAACAGUCAGAAAUGAUUCUAGUGUACGAAUACAUGGAAAAAGGACCAUUGAAAAGUCACUUGUAUGGUUCAGGGAUCCCACCUUUGACUUGGAAGCAGCGGCUUGAAAUAUGCAUUGGCUCAGCAAGAGGUCUUCAUUACCUUCACACAGGUUCAGCAGAAGGAAUUAUCCAUCGUGACAUUAAAUCAACCAAUAUUUUACUUGAUGAGAAUUAUGUGGCCAAAGUCGCCGAUUUUGGUCUUUCAAGAUCUGGCCCAUGUCUUGAUGAAACCCAUGUAAGUACUGGUGUAAAGGGUAGUUUUGGUUAUCUCGAUCCUGAGUAUUUCCGGAGGCAGCAGCUUACAGAUAAGUCAGAUGUUUAUUCAUUUGGGGUUGUGCUUUUUGAAGUUCUUUGUGCUAGACCUGCUGUUGAUCCAUUGCUUGCUAGAGAGCAGGUGAAUUUAGCUGAAUGGGCAAUGCAAUGGCAGAAGAAGGGCAUGCUCCAGCAAAUUAUUGAUCCCCAUCUUGUUGGAAAGAUUAGACCAAGCUCUUUAAAGAAAUUUGGAGAAACAGCAGAGAAAUGUUUGGCCGACUAUGGUGUUGAUAGGCCAACCAUGGGUGACGUGUUAUGGAAUCUGGAAUAUGCACUUCAGCUACAGGAAACUGGACAGCAAAGGGAACCACAUGAAGCUAGCAAUAUUAAUGGGCCAGAGCCCCCAACACCUGGAAGUGUUCCCGAUAUUCCAUCUAAUAACAUAAGAGGGGAGGGAGAAGACAGGAAUUAUAAUUCAGACAUAUCUACAACCAAAGUUUUUUCCCAGUUGAUGACUAAUGAAGGCAGAUAGCUUUACACUCAUCCUGCAAAUAAUAGUCCUACAGUAUAAGCAAUCUCAAGGUUGCCAAUUUAGUUCUUAGAACUUCCACUGAAACACAUCUUAGAGGAUCCCAAGAGUCAGCCACGGUUGAUGAAGCUAGGGCUGUCUUGCUCGCUGUAAAGAAAGCGGUGGAUCUAGGCAUAUACAGUAUUGUAGUGGGUGACUCUCAGAAGGUUGUUUCUGCACUUCUAUGACUGGCAGAUCGUUUCCAUCAUAAAAGAUCCUUUAUUCCUCUUGAAGUGGAUCCUUCACUUCUCCUUUCAAAAGUACGUCCCAAUGUUAAAUGGUUUGAGUACAAUUUAAUCAGAUGUAGUCAUGGACCGUCCUCCACUUUUGAAAAGUGGAAGCAUUUCCGUGUUCUCCUGUUCUUCCUUCCCUCAAUUGUUGCCCGUUAUAAGUGAUCUCAAACCCCGUGACCCUGCCUCCCCACUUUUUUUUUUUUUUUUUCCUGUCUUUUUCUCUUGUGGUUUUCCUUGUAUUUAUUAAAGGAAAAGAAAGACACUUGUAACUUCUUCGGCUUUAUUCAUAGCUGAGGAACCUCAAGGGCCCUAGGCUAAGUGGACAUGAUAUGUGCUCCAGCAGCUGUACCAAUGAACUGCAUUUGGUGUGCCCGCAGCUAUUCCAGUCUGGAUGACAGCAAGGAAGUGGGGGAGGGGCCUCUCCACUAAAGACGAGUGGACUAUCUUCAUCAUCUUCGACCCACUGCCGAUUCACAUGAUCACAUCUAUUUAGUCAUCAUCCUUAAUUAUGUUCCCUUGGACUAGAGGACCCUGUUCGACCAAUGAUUCUUCAAUUAUAAUGUAAAUAUUUCAGAAACCAAAUAUAUGAAGAGACGAAACAAAAACCGUAAUAUAAACAACAGUUGUCCGGUUGAAA